UUUUCUCCAUUUUGUAUAAUAGAAAAGAUUUUUUCCAUGGAAAUAAAUAAAAGACAUUCUCCAAAAAAAAAAGUUUCAAAAACUAAAAUUUUAAGCUAUUUUAGAGUAUUUCUCUAAAAUAAAUAAAUUAUUCUUGCCAUGAGCUAUUUUAGGUAUUUCAGUGUAUUAGUAAGCAGUACAAUCACUUGCUUAUUAGGUCAUAAAACGUUUAAAAAUUAAACUAUUUAUUUUCUUAUAAACUUUAUUGCUCGCAUUAUUUGAGGCUAAAAAUGAUUUUCUCAUGAAUCUAAUUUGUGUAUAAUUAUUAUUUUUUAAAAAAGAAGAUCCAUGCAUAGAGGCGCUCUAUUAGAACACAUUAAGCUCUCCUAUAUAUAUAUUCUCUUCGAAGAGAUUUUUAAGUGUUCAUCCUCUAACCUCUCACCCGCUCUCUCUAGUUUUCUCGCAGAGAGUCUCUUUUGUUUAAAGAAAACUCUCAAGAAAGUUAUACCUCUCCAUCCCCAAAUUGCUACGAUGAAAAAGUUCUUCUGUUGUCACAAAGGAGAAAGCUCAAGUGGAGCAGUAGAAGCGGAAGAGCAAACGCAACCUCUGCAACCAGUGCAACUGCAACCAUCAUCAUCGCAACCAGUGCAAGACCCACAAGCCUCAUCGAGAAGUGUCAAAGACGAGAACGAAGCCAUCUUUGAUGAAAACCUCUUUGACAAUAACGAAGGCCUUAACCUUGCUUGGCGCAACCUUUGGAAAUCCUACGAAGAUGCUAAAGCUGCGACUCAUGAUCCUUACCCUGGACCUAAGAUUAAAUGGAGCGAGAUCUUUCAAGGAACCCUAAACUUCCGUAACAUCAACUAUCUCGGCCGAGGCAACUUCGGUGAAGUCUAUCGCUGCGAUAUACCAAGACUCGACAAGACCGGAGCUGCAAAGGUUCAAAAUAAUCCGAGCGAAGAGGCUCAUGCUGAGUUCUUGGCAGAGAUCACAACGUUACACGCGGCUAAUCACCCAAACGUGAUCACUCUUCUCGGCAAAUGUUUCCAUCAAGACCACCGUGUCAUCGUCUACGAGUUCAUGCAUCGAGGCUCUCUCGAUCACCACCUCUUUCCAAACACGAGGCUACUUCGAGGUCGUGGACGUGGCUUACUUCAGGUAUACAAGGUUUUGAGUUGGACCAUGAGGCUGAGGAUCGCAGUGGGUGUAGCUAAAGCUCUUGUUUAUCUCCACGAGGAGCUGAAGAUGGUUCACAGAGACGUCAAGGUUUCGAACGUUUUGCUUGACAAGAAGUUUGUGCCGAAGCUGACUGAUUUUGGAUUAGCGUCUUGCAUCGUUGAAGAUGAGAACGGCGUUGAGAAGAGGAGCGAGAUCACUCUGAUCAAGGGAACUCCGGGUUGCACCGCGCCGGAGACAGAGGAGUUAGGUUUGGUCUCGAGCAAGAACGAUGUCUACAGCUAUGGAGUGUUCCUGUUCACGCUUUUCACUGGAAGGAAAGCUUUUGAUUCUAAGAGAGGUUCGGGGAAAGAGAAGCUCACGGAUUGGUUAAAGAUAGUAUGUAGCAGAGGAGAUAACAUUCCGCUGGUUGUUGAUUCUGCGAUGGGUAAUAGGUUUCCGGGUGAAGGUUUAAUCAAAUUAUUUCAGACGGCCUUGAUGUGUGUCGAUCCGCAGCUGCUUGCACGUCCUGAAAUGCGUUUUGUGGAGUCGAUGGUUAGUGACGUUGCGGUUUAUGAGGUCCCAACGUGUCCAACGUUGACGAGGAGGCAUUCGAUAUAGGAUGUUUUAUCAGGCGGCUUUCAUUUUGGUUUUUAGAAACAUAUAAUUAUAACCGAUGCGUUAGUUUGUAAUCUUUUCUAAGAUUUAAGACGAGACCAGGGUGUUGUGUACUUUUGAGAUAAUGCCGUUUGUAAAUAGGUGUUAUCAACUUUUGAUAUCGUUUGCCUUCAUUUCUUUGUUAUG
Messenger RNA from Brassica napus (rape), 1938 nucleotides. Its product is annotated as probable serine/threonine-protein kinase PBL1. Bases 328 to 1755 code for a protein of 475 amino acids. Gene Ontology annotation, molecular function: protein kinase activity; ATP binding. Gene Ontology annotation, biological process: protein phosphorylation. The record is from RefSeq and is a predicted model, not a curated record. Lineage: Eukaryota; Viridiplantae; Streptophyta; Magnoliopsida; Brassicales; Brassicaceae. The transcript is spliced from 5 exons.